Molecule: messenger RNA, 1203 nt
Organism: Beauveria bassiana ARSEF 2860
Lineage: Eukaryota; Fungi; Ascomycota; Sordariomycetes; Hypocreales; Cordycipitaceae
Product: U1 small nuclear ribonucleoprotein
Exons: 4
Coding region: 1-1203 (400 amino acids)
Biological process (GO): mRNA splicing, via spliceosome
Cellular component (GO): precatalytic spliceosome; U2-type prespliceosome; U1 snRNP
Molecular function (GO): mRNA binding; U1 snRNA binding
Source: RefSeq, a predicted model, not a curated record
AUGACGGACAAGCUCCCUCCGAAUUUGCUGGCGCUGUUUGCGCCGCGUCCGCCGCUGCGAUGGGUUCAGCCGCCUGAUCACGCCCCUGAGAAGCGUAAGACGCCACAUGUCGACGGACUUGCCGCUUUUCUGCCCGAUUUGAAAGCAUACAAGGAGAACGACACGAGCAUCCCGACCGAGAGCUGGCUUGAAGCACGCGAUCGCAAGAAGCUCGAGAAGAAGGCCGCCGUGGAGGACCUGUCUGCCAAUGCGCCCAAGUAUUACAAACCCAAUGAGGAUCCUCUGAUUCGCGGCGAUGCGUUCAAGACUCUCAUUGUCGCGCGCCUCAGCUACGAAGCUGACGAGCGUGACCUGGAGCGCGAAUUCGGUCGCUUCGGUCCCAUCGAGCGUACUCGCAUUGUUGUCGAUACACACGCCGCCGAGAAGGGAAACAAGAAGAAGAAGCCACAUCGAGGCUAUGCAUUUGUCGUCUUCGAACGCGAAAAAGACAUGAGAGCGGCUCUGGAUGCAUGUGAUGGUAUCCGUAUCAAAGACCGGCGUAUCAAGGUAGAUGUCGAGCGUGGCCGAACAGUCAAGGGCUGGAAGCCAAGACGACUGGGUGGUGGCCUUGGGGGCCGAGGAUAUACGAAAGCUCUUCCAGCUCGCCCGGGGGGCCCGGGCGGCUUUGGCGGCGGUUUCCGUGGGGGUAGAGGCUUUGAUGGUGGCCGUGGUCGUGGCGGCUUCCGUGGUGGCUUUGGUGGUCGCGGCGGAGGCUUUCGAGGUGGUGAUCGCGAAUUUGGUGGCCCCCCACGCGCUGACCGUGGCGAUCGAAACGGAUUCCCUCCCAGAGAUGCGCCUUCCGGCCCCGGCGGCUUUGACAGGCGCAACGGUGACCGCGACCGCGGAUUCGACCGCGGCGGCGGCCGGUUUGAUGAUAGGCGCGGUGACCGGGAUCGCGAUCCCCGUGACCGCAAUCGUGACCAUCAUGACCGGGGCGAUAGACCACCUCGUGAUGGUGGUCGAUACGGUGAUCGCGACGGUGGUCGCCGCACUGGAAGCAACAACGAACCAAUUGGUCGACGCGAGGGAGGACGUGAAGGUGGACGCGAGGGUGGGUAUCGCGAACGGGACAGAGACUUCGAUCGCCCCCGGGAUGAUGACAAUCGAAAGCGAGGAUACGACGGCGGAGGCUAUGAGGAUCCAAGGAAACUUCGCAGAUACUAA